AUGUCUUGGCUCCCGUGGUUAGUUGCAAAAGAGGGUGACUGUCCCACACCUAAAGGCUUUGGAAUUUGCGUGGAUAUGUGCACAAGCGACUAUAGCUGCACAGGAUCUUUGAAAUGUUGUUCGAAUGGCUGUGGACAUGUCUGCAUGGAGGCUCUUAUUGAACAAGACAUCAUUUUUGCUAGUACACCUACAACAAUUGCAAAUAAACGAUAUAUAAACGAUAAUGCAAAAAAUAACGCCGUGGCUUUAGACUAUGACUUCAAGGAGAUGCAGAUAUACUGGUCUGACGUGUCUCUGGAUCAGAUCUACCGCACUAAUAUAGAUGGCACUGGUGUACCAGAAGUUCUCAUCACUGAGGCUAGCAUACCAGAUGGAAUCUCUAUUGACUGGGUCUACCGUAACAUUUACUGGACUGAUACGGGAACCAAUGCCAUUGAAGUCGCAAGCCUUGAAAAUCCAAGCAAACGUACCAUUCUCAUUUCUGAUAAUUUAGAUGAGCCAAGAGCUAUUACUAUAGAGCCAAGACUUGGUUACAUGUUCUGGACUGAUUGGGGUCAGGCAGCUAAGAUUGAACGCGCAGGAAUGAAUGGAGAGGCAAGAGUGACCCUCGUUGACACUGACAUCAGCUGGCCAAAUGGUCUGACCACUGACCUUGUUAGUGACCUUCUCUUCUGGGUCGAUGGCCAGAGACACAGCCUAAGUAGCAUUGACUACAACGGUCAGAGUAGACGCACCAUCCUCCAAUCAGAUUCAAUUUUGCCUCAUCCUUUCGCUAUCACUGUAUUCGAAGAUUAUGUCUACUGGACAGAUUGGCAGAAAAGGGCUAUCAUUAAAGCCAACAAAUCCAAUGGAAGCCAUACUAUUUUGGUUGGAAAUCUCAAUCGUCCCACUGGCAUCCAAAUAUAUCACCCUCAAAAACAAAUCAAUGGAAUUAUCAACCAUUGUGGAGGAAAUAACGGUAGAUGUUCUUACCUGUGCGUAGCUGCCCCUCAAAGGGGUGAUAACUCUGAUAAAUUUUCCUGUCUCUGUCCCACAAACUCGUUCUUAAUGCAAGAUGGGCGUACAUGUGAGGUUUUGACAACAAGGAAUCCACUGACUCCAAUUCCUAUAACAAUCAGUCCACCAGACGGCAUGACGACCGAGAUUAAUGAGGAUACCUGUAAUAAAGAUUAUGAAUUCACAUGCGGUGAUGGGAGAUGCAUCUCAAUCUACUGGCGCUGCGAUUUUGAUGAAGACUGUGAUGAUGGGUCCGACGAAAGAGGUUGUUUGACUACUGGCAGGCCUUAUUAUACAACUACAACUACCCCAAUUUGGAGUCAUUGCUAUCCGAACCCAUGUGAGAAUGGUGUCUGCAAAAGUAACUUUUUCACAAAACUUUUCCACGGAGGAUACAAGUGUGAGUGUUACAGUGGAUACUCUGGCAAGCAUUGUGAGGAAGUUUUGAGUCCUUGCCAUCCGAACCCAUGUAAGAAUGGUGUCUGCAUAAGUAACUUUUUCACAAAACUUCUCCGCGGAGGAUACAAGUGUAAGUGUGACAGUGGAUACUCUGGCAAGCAUUGUGAAGAAGGUUGUAAAGGUUACAAAUGUUGGUGGUAAGAGGACGUCAUACUGUGUUAUGUCACCAAAAAGAAAUCAAAAUCUGCUUACUUUUCAAUCGAUUUGCUCACUGCCUGUAACCUGCUUACACUAUUUGAAUUCUGCUUUGAUUUUUUUUGGGAAUUCUGAAUUAAAUUGUAUUAUAGUAACAAUAUACCGUAGUGUAUUAUAGGAAUACUUUAUAGUGUAUUAAAGUAAUACUAUGACAUAUAGCAAUAUUAUACACUGAAUUAUAAUAGUAAUAAUAAUAAUAAAUCUUUAUUCAGCAUUAAAAUGUCACACAAGCAAAGGCAAAAUCUAGAAUAAAAUUUAUUUCAAAUUUUACCUUUGCUUUAAUGAAUAUGAAAAUAGACCAAGUAAAACAAUCACUUAUAACUAAAUUUAAAAACAGCAUAAUGCACAAUUGUAAAAUUGAUAGAAUCACAAAUUCUAUUAUGAAAUCUACCAAAUGAUACUAAGAACAAAUCUCAUAAUCAAUGUCAUUGUAUGCAUGUAAAAUAUAAUCCCAAAUCAUGAAGAAUUCAACACUUUCUGCUAUUGGUUUGAUUAUAUUCUUUUAAUAUUUUACUUCUGUUAUUUGCUAAGAUUAUUGGAGCUAAUUUGCAAUUGAAAUUACACCAAGUGUAGAAAAAGAAUAAAAAAUAUUGUCAAAUAAAAACGUAA
Messenger RNA from Anneissia japonica, 2259 nucleotides. Its product is annotated as low-density lipoprotein receptor-related protein 4-like. The transcript is spliced from 10 exons. The coding region runs from base 1 to 1596 and encodes 531 amino acids. Lineage: Eukaryota; Metazoa; Echinodermata; Crinoidea; Comatulida; Comatulidae. Gene Ontology annotation, molecular function: protein binding; peptidase inhibitor activity. The record is from RefSeq and is a predicted model, not a curated record. Gene Ontology annotation, cellular component: extracellular region.